Molecule: messenger RNA, 1079 nt
Organism: Eutrema salsugineum
Lineage: Eukaryota; Viridiplantae; Streptophyta; Magnoliopsida; Brassicales; Brassicaceae
Product: histidine biosynthesis bifunctional protein hisIE, chloroplastic
Exons: 5
Coding region: 98-943 (281 amino acids)
Biological process (GO): L-histidine biosynthetic process
Molecular function (GO): phosphoribosyl-AMP cyclohydrolase activity; phosphoribosyl-ATP diphosphatase activity
Source: RefSeq, a predicted model, not a curated record
AAUCAUAUGAUUGAGAACAAUUAGGGUUUUUCUUCUUCCUUCACUCUUUUUUAAAAUCCGCCGCCACUUUCGUCCCCUCUCUAUAAUCGUCGCGUUAAUGGCGGUAUCGUACAAUGCAUUAGCACAGUCGUUACAAGGGAUAAGCAGCUGCUUCAUCCCCAAAACCUAUUGCGUCAGAGAUACUAAGCAGAGAAGCAGAUCCAAUGUCGUAUUCGCGUCUAAUGAUAAGAACAUUGCUCUUCAGGCUAAGGUAGAUAACUUGUUGGACCGUAUAAAAUGGGAUGACAAAGGAUUAGCUGUGGCAAUAGCACAAAACGUGGACACUGGAGCAAUACUAAUGCAAGGCUUUAUUAACAGGGAGGCUCUCUCCACGACCAUCACUUCUAGAAAAGCUACAUUCUUCAGUCGAUCAAGAUCGACCUUAUGGACUAAGGGAGAGACAUCCAAUAACUACAUCAAUAUCCGUGAUGUUUAUCUUGAUUGCGAUCGUGACUCGAUCAUUUACCUUGGGACACCAGAUGGGCCUACUUGUCAUACAGGGGCAGAGACAUGCUACUACACAUCGGUUUUUGAUCAGUUAAACGAUGAUGAGGCUUCAGGAAACAAGCUUGCAUUAACAACACUAUACUCGUUAGAAUCAAUCAUUUCCAAGCGGAAAGAGGAAUCAACAGUUCCUCAAGAAGGUAAACCGUCAUGGACUCGACGGUUAUUGACUGAUGACGCUCUGCUUUGCUCAAAGAUCAGGGAAGAAGCGGACGAGUUAUGCAGAACACUGGAGGAGAAGGAGGAAGUAUCAAGAACAGCAUCGGAGAUGGCGGAUGUGUUGUACCAUUCGAUGGUACUUCUGUCUAAAAGGGAUGUGAAGGUGGAAGAUGUUCUUGAGGUUCUUAGGAAACGCUUCUCUCAAUCUGGAAUCGAGGAGAAGCAAAACCGCACAAAGUGACCGCAUUUAACUGUUUGUAUUGCAAAAAAAAAUCUUGAAGUUAAUAUUGUUCCACUUUUUUGUUCAUCAUGGAACUUGUGUACUGUAUAAUUAAGUUAUUCUCAAUGAUAGAUGAAAUAAAUUAAUCCUUUUUCGA